AUGUCGUCUCUGCGCAUCCUGCUGAUUGGCAACGGCGGCCGCGAACACGCGCUGGCUUGGAAGCUUGCGCAGUCACCGCUUGUGGAAUCCAUCAUUGCGGUGCCCGGCAACGGAGGCACGGCGCGCCUGCAAAAGGUGACCAACGACACGUCGGUGGCCGCCGACGACUACCCGGGCCUCGUUGAGCUCGCAAGGAAGAAUGGUGUCAACCUCGUGGUUCCCGGCCCCGAGGCGCCCCUCGUCGAUGGCGUCGAGGGCUUCUUCCGCGACGCGGGCAUUCCCGUCUUCGGCCCCUCCAAGGCCGCCGCCCGCAUGGAGGGCAGCAAGACCUUCUCCAAGGACUUUAUGAAGAAGCACAACAUCCCGACCGCCGCCUACGAGAACUUCUCCGACUACGACAAGGCUUGCCAGUAUGUCAAGUCCAUCAGCCACAAUGUCGUCAUCAAGGCCACCGGCUUGGCCGCCGGCAAGGGCGUGAUAAUCCCGCAGUCGCAGGAGGAGGCCCUGCAGGCGCUCAAGGAGAUCAUGCUGGACAAGGCUUUCGGCCCUGCUGGCGACGAGGUGGUCAUUGAGGAAUUCCUGACGGGCGACGAGCUGAGCAUCUUGUCCUUCUGCGACGGCACCACCAUCAAGUCGCUGCCCCCGGCCCAGGACCACAAGCGCAUUGGCGAGGGCGACACCGGCCUCAACACGGGCGGCAUGGGCUGCUACGCCCCGACCAGGCUGGCCACGCCGCAGCUAAUUGCCCGCAUCGAGCGCGAGAUUCUUCAGCCGACCAUCGACGGCAUGCGCAAGGACGGCUUCCCCUUCCGCGGCUGUCUCUUCACCGGUCUCAUGAUUGCCCCCGACGGCACCCCCAAGGUCCUCGAGUACAACGUCCGGUUCGGCGACCCGGAGACGCAGACGGUACUCCCGCUGCUUGAGUCGGACCUGGCGAAGAUCAUGUACGCCUGCGCGGGGCCUGUCCCCUACCUCGAGGACAUUCAGGUCAAGAUCUCGUCCAAGUUCAGCACGACCGUGGUGGUUGCCGCCCCAGGCUACCCGGAGUCGUACCCCAAGAACAUUCCCAUGCAGGUGGCGGAUGCGCCCCAGGAUACCAACAUCUUCCAUGCCGGCACAAAGCUCUCUGGCGAUUCUCUGCUGACCUCGGGCGGCCGUGUCAUCGCGGCCACCGCAACCGGGGACUCGCUCCGCGCCGCCGUCGACCGGGCCUACGAGGGCGUCAAGCUGAUUAGCUUCGAUGGCAUGUACUACCGCAGGGACAUUGCGCACCGCGCCUUCCGCGCCUCCGACGCCUCCGAUAAGCUCACCUACGCCCAGUCCGGCGUGAGCAUCGACGCGGGCAACGAGCUGGUCGAGCGCAUCAAAGCCGCCGUCUCAACCACCCGACGCCCCGGCGCGGACGCCGUCAUCGGCGGUUUCGGCGGCGAAGUCGACCUUUCGGCGGCCGGCUACCCCAACGCGCCCAUCGUCGUCGGCGCCAUCGACGGCGUCGGCACCAAGCUUAUCAUCGCGCAAAAGAUGAACAAGCACGACACAGUCGGCAUCGACCUUGUCGCCAUGAACGUAAACGACCUGGUCGUGCAGGGCGCCGAGCCCUUCAUGUUCCUCGACUACUACGGCUGCUCGCGCCUCGACGUCUCGGUCGCCGCCUCGUUCGUCUCCGGCGUCGCAACGGGCUGCAUCGCCGCCGGCUGCGCCCUCGUCGGCGGCGAAACCGCCGAGAUGCCGGACCUCUACUCGGGCGACGACUACGAUGCCGCCGGCGCCGCCGUGGGCGUCAUGCUCGCCGAGCAGCGCCUCCCCCGCAAGCAGGCUAUGCGUGAGGGCGAUGUUCUGCUGGGUCUGGCGUCGUCGGGCGUGCAUUCGAAUGGGUUUUCGUUGGUGCGCAAAAUUGUGAAGACGCGGGGUUUGGAGUAUACGGAUCCGUGUCCCUGGGACGCGUCGACGACGCUCGGUGAGGCGCUGCUCACGCCCACGCGGAUCUAUGUUAAACCGCUGCUGGAGGCCUUGGCCAAGACCGGCGAGGCGAUUAAGGGUAUGGCGCAUAUCACCGGCGGCGGGCUCACGGAGAAUGUGCCGCGCAUGCUGCCGGAGCACCUGGCGGGCGAGAUUGAGGUUGGAAGCUGGGAGGUGCCGGCCGUGUUCAAGUGGCUGGGCAAGGCGGUUGAGCCGGCUGAGAUGGCGCGGGCGUUUAACAAUGGGCUGGGCAUGGUGCUGGCUGUGGAUGCGGCGAGGGUGGAAGACGUCGUGAGGGUUCUGGAGGGGGCUGGGGAGAGGGUGUGGAAGGUUGGAAGGCUUGUGAACAGGGAAGAUAAGGGGAAGGGGUGCGUAUUGAGGAAUCUGGAGUUGUGGGCUUAG
Messenger RNA from Parathielavia appendiculata, 2361 nucleotides. RefSeq names its product phosphoribosylamine--glycine ligase. The transcript has a single exon. The coding region runs from base 1 to 2361 and encodes 786 amino acids. Gene Ontology annotation, molecular function: ATP binding; metal ion binding; phosphoribosylformylglycinamidine cyclo-ligase activity. The record is from RefSeq and is a predicted model, not a curated record. Gene Ontology annotation, biological process: 'de novo' IMP biosynthetic process; adenine biosynthetic process. Gene Ontology annotation, cellular component: cytosol. Lineage: Eukaryota; Fungi; Ascomycota; Sordariomycetes; Sordariales; Chaetomiaceae.